UAAAAUAAUUGCCUUUAUUGGCAUUCGCAGCGGGGUCACACUGUGCCCAACUGAAUCCAAUCUGAAUCCCAUCUUCGCAUCCGCAUCUGCAUUCCGCCGCCGAGGACGAGCACCCAGUGGCUAAUCCGCCGACCAUGUCGCCCAAGUAUACACAUGCGAUUGUGGCCAGAAUCUCCGAUGCCCUGCUGGAGAACGGGGAGUUCGACGUACAGCUGGCCAAGCAGCAGCACGAGCAGUACUGCACCCUCUUGAGGACCAUUGGCCUCGAUGUGAUCGAGCUGCCUCCGGAUGACCAGCUGCCCGAGGGCGUCUUCGUCGAAAACAGUGCCGUGAUCUGUAAUGGUGUGGCACUGAUCGGAAGAUCGGAGCAUGCGAAGCGGCGUCGCGAGGCCGAGAGCAUGGCCAUUAUCCUCAAAAAGGAGCUGGACAUUCCGGUCAUCGAGAUCGAGGAUCCGCAUGCCCAGCUCGAUGGUGGCGAUGUGCUUUUUACAGGUCGCGAAUUCUUCAUUGGCAUCUCCAGUUUUACCAACGAGGAGGGAGCCCGGGCGGUGGCCAUGGCCUAUCCCGAAUAUCCAGUGACGCCGAUUCGGGUCAACGGCACCAAGAGGCUGAAGUACUAUGUGACCAUGGCGGGACCGGAUGUGCUGUGUGUGAGCAGUAGCCCCACCUGCCAGGAGAUCGUGAAGCGGAUGGAGCGGGAGGCCAGCUUCACCUACCAGAAGUUGACUUUGCCCGAGGAGAGUGCGGCCAAUAUGCUGUACAUCAACGGAACGAUCGUACACAGAUCGCCGGCGGAAAUUCCAGAAGCCUACAAGACUUUAAAAGAGAAAAUCGACAUUCCAACACGCAACAUAAAUAUUAGUGAAUUUAGCCAAUAUUCCAGUGGCCUGACCUCGUCGUGUUUGCUGCUGCGACGCUGGAAGUCCAUACGGAGCUUGUGAAUCCCUGGGAGCUGAGAGGAUCACCUGACCGGAGUGAGAAGCAUUGCCAUGAGAACCAUGCACAACACGCAUCAGCAAUAUCGUAUUAUCUUAUUAUAGUUUAUACACAUCUCUUGUUAUUGUUACGAAUUAAGAUUAAACCUUUAACGCUAAUCAAACUGAUCGUCGUAGAGAUGACGGCGAUGUUACUUUCCAGCCCAUUGUUACCUUAUAAGUUGUGUAAUUUAAUCAGAGUUGGAAAGUAUCAUCAUCGUCGUCCAGAUGAUCGGCAUUCCGAACUCACACUCCAUGACGAUGUUGAACGGAUAUCAUUGUAUUAAUAUGGUAAAAUUGCUAUUAUGAAUUGUAUCUACUUUACAAGUAGCUUGUUGAAUGUGUUCACUGUCUGUCCUCGAAAUAAAUGCAACAUUUGUAAUCUCUUUAUAAACAUUAAAA
Molecule: messenger RNA, 1376 nt
Organism: Drosophila erecta
Lineage: Eukaryota; Metazoa; Arthropoda; Insecta; Diptera; Drosophilidae
Product: N(G),N(G)-dimethylarginine dimethylaminohydrolase 1
Exons: 5
Coding region: 135-941 (268 amino acids)
Biological process (GO): arginine metabolic process; positive regulation of nitric oxide biosynthetic process
Molecular function (GO): dimethylargininase activity; amino acid binding
Source: RefSeq, a predicted model, not a curated record